GCCAACAAUCACCGAGAGCAGAACGAUGCACAACAGCGUGAGAGCUGCUGCGGCACAGGAGCAUGGCAGAGUUGCCGUUGCUCGGUUGCAUCCAUCCGGUCAAAGAAUAUCCACACUCUCCAAAUGGAGGGAACACGGGAGCCAGCACGACCCAUUGGAGGCCUUGUGUAUGCUCAUCGACAAUGCUGUGGAACGCAAGGCUCCGAUGGUGAACGUUGUUCUCGAGGAGACCAAGGCAUGGACGCCUGCAGGACGUGCAGCUGGGAAGCGGGUGCCCCGCUUUCUUCUCAUCGCAGACAACGGGCCGGGAAUACCGCCAGCAGAAGUCACGACCAUGCUUCAACAAGCCACGGACCCGUUUGUGCGACGGCUUCUCAGCAGCGCAAUGGCCAUCGGUGAUGGAGUGAUGAUAUUUUCCCGCCAAGACCGCGUGCAUCUGACGGCCGCCAUGAUCUCCUUCAAGCUUCUUGCAGCCUUUGACCUUGAGCACGUGCGAGGGUGUGCAAUGCCCUUCGCCCAGCUCACCUGGCACAUCGUUGAUGAUGCACCCGUUGUUGUGGACGCCAAGGGCGAUGCUGCCAUCCACCGCCACGCCAUCCUCACCUCCUCCCCCUUCACCACCGUCUCCGCCCUCAUGCACCAGUUUGCCCGCAUCCCAGAUGAGGGCACGAUGGUGUGCGUGUUUGGCAUGAACACGACGACAUCGUGCGGGACACCACAACAGCCAACCUUCACGAGGACCCACCGCGACAUUCUUCUUGCAGCCGCCACUUCGCCAGACCAAGGAGAUGCCAAGCGCUCGCUGCGUCGUAGGCUUGAGAUGCUGUACAUGUGUCCGCGAAUUCAGAUGCACAUCAACGGAACGCGCGUACAGCCGCGCCUGCCAUGGGCUCACCUGUAUCGCCCCGUUGAGGUUGCUUGUGCGUUUGCCCCCGGGUUUGGCCCGCUAACGGCUGUGUUUGGCGUCAACACACACAAGCGUGGCGACGAGGGCUUGCUGAUCUACUCAGCAGGCAGACUUGCUUCCUGGUACCAACACGUCGGCCCGCAAGUUGUCGGCGCGCCCUGGGACAAGGAUGGCUGCGGUGGUGUCGUUGCUGUUGUUGAUGUUAACGCCGAUCAACUGCAAGCCACUUCAUCAUCAUUAUCAUCGCCACCAUCAUUAUCAUCGCCACCAUCAUCAUCAUCGCCACCAUCAUCAUCAACAACACCGCUUCGAACAAAGGACAAGCGCGCCAUUCGACGCGCUGUGGCGAAGACGAUGCCGCUGUAUUGGCGGCGCUUUUGCAACGAGGAGCAGAUUGCAUCACGCGCGGACCUGGAUGCCUUUUGGAGCAAGCAUGGCUAUCCUUCGGAUAGCGCAAGCAGAAAGGCGUGGGGGGUACGCCUGCGCGAUGACAACCCAUCACACCGGUCUUUUGUGCAGUGCGAACAUUGUGGGCGCUGGAAGCAGACAGCUGUGCACACCAGCGAUGACGGGACAAGCGACGCGACCUCGAAGAGAAGCGGUGUUGUCCAUGGUGAUGGAGACACUGCAGUCACCGAGCAUCAACUUGGAAGGAGCGACAAAGAAGGCGCUGGCAGCUCUUUCUCUUUCGUCCACAGCGUUAUGUGCUGUUGCUCUUCACAGACCAUGAAUUCGUCGCAUCGUCUUCCACAGUUGAAGAUUGACGUGCUCUCACGUCAUCAACUCGACUGCGCCAUCACGGCCAUCCUCGCCAGACAGGCGCAAGAUACUGCGACACCGACACCGGGAUUGAGCGAGCUCAGCGAUGUGUCGAGUGAUGAUGACGACGACGACGACGACUAUGAUGUUGGUGAUGAUGAGGAUGUCGAUAUCUGCGCGCCACACACCUCGUCACCACAGCUGCCAAAGACACCAGAGCCAACACCUCCUACAGCCACCGCCACCGCUGACACUGCCGCUUCCAGCACCGGCUCGCCACCACAACGACCAUCAUCAUCGCCAUCGUCACCACCAUCAUCGCCAUCGUCUUCAUCGUCACUGCUGGUGACCGCGCCGUGGAUGCCGCCAGAAAUCAUCAUUUGCCGGAACCUCAAGAAGGCGCUGUUGCAUCUUCUCCCGGACAGCGCAUUGGCGAGCAUCGCGGGCAGUAGGCGUGGUGUUGAGGAGCUGAUCGUGCCCGAGUUGACCAAAGUUGCCCCCGAUGGUGUCGUGGGUAUGUAUCGUGACAGCAUGACGCAAUUAACCACGUCACUCGACCAACGAUUGGAGGCUGCUGAGAGGGAGGCCGAUGCCACGGAAGCGCGUGUGUCUGCGCUGGUGUCUGCGCUCGGCCCGUUCUUGACAACUCUCAACGGGCGGAAGGAGCCGGAGUUCGACACAUCCAAGCCAGAGAAUGUUGUCACUGUGCUUGCUUCGUUGGCGGACGCGUGCGAGCAGUUGGAUCCAAAGUGGAUGCUGUUGAGGGAGGCACGGUUGGACUGAGCGACAUUGUACAAGCGUCUUUAUGGUUGCUGUAACUUGACACAGGUGCAGGCGUUAUUAAACCACAGACUAUAUCCAUGAAGCCUACGACAAUCACAAGGUGUACGUUGUCUUGUUUGUGUGUCAUCAAAGCAUAAAACAGCG
This is a messenger RNA of Salpingoeca rosetta, 2593 nucleotides long. RefSeq lists its product as uncharacterized. The record is from RefSeq and is a predicted model, not a curated record. The transcript has 20 exons. Lineage: Eukaryota; Choanoflagellata; Craspedida; Salpingoecidae. Gene Ontology annotation, cellular component: nucleus. Bases 26 to 2449 code for a protein of 807 amino acids.